This is a messenger RNA of Penicillium vulpinum, 1707 nucleotides long. RefSeq names its product flavin-containing monooxygenase. The record is from RefSeq and is a predicted model, not a curated record. The coding region runs from base 1 to 1707 and encodes 568 amino acids. The transcript has 4 exons. Lineage: Eukaryota; Fungi; Ascomycota; Eurotiomycetes; Eurotiales; Aspergillaceae. Gene Ontology annotation, molecular function: N,N-dimethylaniline monooxygenase activity; flavin adenine dinucleotide binding; NADP binding.
AUGGGUGACAUAGGGGAGAUGGUCUUUAGGCCGAAGAAGUAUAACACCGAGCUCACCGACUUCUCAGAGGUUCACGCAGAUAAAACUGGACCACAUGCUGAAAAUCUCGAGGUCGAUGCGUUGAUCGUCGGUGCCGGUUUUGCCGGUGUUUUUAUGCUGAAAACCCUUCGUGACCGCGGCCUGAAGACGGUCAUUUUCGAGGCUGGCAACGACACGGGUGGCACCUGGCGAUGGAAUUGCUACCCUGGCGCCGGUGUCGAUUCCGAAGUCCCAGAGUACGAAUUCUCUUGGCCUGAGGUAUACAACACGUGGAACUGGCCCAGCAACUACCCUAACUACAAUGACCUGCGUGAUUACUUCGAUCAUGUGGAUAAAGUAGUUGGUAUCAAGAAGGACUGCUCUUUCAACACCGUCGUGAUUGGAGCUCAGUUCGAUACCAAUGAGGGAAGAUGGAAUGUUAAAACUGCAGACGGUCGCACGACCAAGGCCAAAUACCUUGUCCUUGGAACUGGCUUUGCCGCCAAGCGUUAUAUUCCCCCGUGGGAGGGCGUGGAUAAAUUCAAGGGUGUUGUGCACCAUUCAUCUUUCUGGCCCGAGAAAGAAGUCGAGGUGAAAAACAAGCGCUGUGCGAUUAUUGGCACCGGCGCCUCAGGCGUGCAAAUUACGCAGGCUUGGGGACCCGAGGCUGGCGACCUCACGGUCUUUCAACGAACUCCCAAUCUCGCACUACCUAUGCGCAAGCGGGACCUUACUGUUGAAGAGCAGGAGCGCCUCAAGCCCUACUAUCCGGAGCUGUUCCGGCACCGCGAGGCCAACUUUGCCGGUUUCUUAUAUGGUUGGUGCGAGCGCAACACCUUUGACGACACACCCGAACAGCGCGAGGCGUUGUACGAGAAGGUUUGGAAGGAAGGUGGCUUCCGCUAUUGGGUUUCUGUGUACAAGGACAACCUGAUAAACCCCGAGGCCAACAAAGAGUCGUACGAUUUUUGGGCCAAGAAGACCCGUGCUCGGAUCGAUGAUCCAAAGAAAAGGGAGAUCCUUGCGCCGGAAAAGAUGCCGCAUUACUUCGGUGUCAAGCGACCAUGUCUUGAGGGGACAUAUUAUGAGCAGUUCAAUCGGGAAUCAGUGCACGUGGUUGACAUCAAGGAUAACCCGAUCAGGGAAUUCACCGAGACCGGUAUCACGCUUGAGGACGGAACUCACCAUGAAUUUGAUGUCAUUGCUAUCGCGACUGGAUUUGACGUUGUUACCGGCGUCAUGACCCAACUCGGCCUGAAAAGCAUCGACGGCGCCGAACUUGAGCAAGAGUGGGCUUCAGGCGCAAAGACCUAUCUCGGUAUCACUGUGAGCGGCUACCCGAAUAUGUUCCACAUCUAUGGCGCACACGGCCCGACGCUGUUGUGCAAUGGUCCCACGUCAGUCGAGAUACAGGGCCGGUGGAUUUCCGAUGCCAUUGCCAAGAUCGAGGCCAAUGAUGUCAAGUACAUCAACCCCAAAAUCGAGGCUGCCGAUAAUUGGAAAGAUCAUGUUGUGGAACUCAAUAACCUGACCCUCUUCCCCACGACACAGUCGACGUAUAUGGGUGGCAGCAUCCCUGGCAAGGUUUAUGAGCCAGUGAGCUACGCUGGUGGUGUCCCCGCCUAUGCCUUGGAGAUUCGGAGGGCACUAGAUACCUGGGAGCAGGGAUUUGACAUCGUCAAGGCCUGA